Molecule: messenger RNA, 1731 nt
Organism: Monascus purpureus
Lineage: Eukaryota; Fungi; Ascomycota; Eurotiomycetes; Eurotiales; Aspergillaceae
Source: the annotation of a GenBank genome assembly
CGCGACUGUCGCAGAACGGAUCAAGAUACUGUACAGCGUAAAGUGAUACUUGCCUUUUUCUACAAGGUCCUGGCCACGUGUCGACCACGCAAAUCCAUACCUGAGAUACCUGAGGGAAAGACUGGCCAUGAAUUCAACAUUCUCAAGUCCCCAUGAGGCUUUUUGAAAGUGACAAAGGAGCCACCAUUGAGACAUGUCCACCAUUCCUCGCGCACUUCACAUUAUUAUUGUUUUCCAAAGGCCGAGCCUCGUACCGUACUAUUUUUGCACACGCUAAGUAAAUUAUGGAGAUCUCCGCAGUGCUCCGUAUGGAGUAGAAUACAUCCUCGGCUUAAGAUUAUCAUGACAAUAACGUCAAAUAACUUCCUGCCAGCCCUCGCGUCGACACUGAAGUUGAAUACCGCAGAAAUGUCUCGAGCUUUUAACCGUCCCUUCACAACAGCUGUCCGUCAUCUGCAGAAACAGUCCUCUAUCCCAGCUUCCUACUACCGCGGGGGAACCUCCAGAGCCCUAAUAUUCAAUGCUCAUCAUCUUCCCCCGAACCCAUCCGAUUGGACCCCCAUAUUCCUGGGGACCAUCGGCUCUCCCGAUCCUUAUGGCCGCCAGCUUGACGGGAUGGGAGGCGGGAUCUCGAGCCUGUCCAAGAUAUGUGUGGUGAAGCCGUCACAACGGCCGGACGCACAGGUAGAAUUCACAUUCGUGCAGGUCGGCGUCAAGGAGGCCAUAGUCGACUAUGCAGGAAACUGUGGGAAUAUGACAUCUGCCAUCGGUCCCUUUGCUGUAGAUUCAGGUCUUCUCAAAGUAGAACCAACAACGCCAGAAGAGCAACAACAACAACGACAACUCACUGUGAAGCUAUACAACACCAACACCGACAAGAUCAUCCACGCGACAUUCCCCAAUUGCGACGGCGAAGCUGUCGCCUCGGGCACUUUCUCCAUCGAUGGCGUUGCAGGCACCGGAUCCAAGGUCCGUCUGGACUUCAUCGACCCAGCAGGCUCCAAGACCGGAUCCCUCCUCCCAACAGGGAACAGAGUGGACACGAUAAUGGAGGGGAUCAGAGCGACAUGCAUCGACGUUGGGAAUCCAUGUAUCUUCGUCUCAGCAGAGGAGAUCCUUUCCGGUACCACAUUGCCCGCAACGCUUCUCCCAGAUGAAAUCCAGGGUCACCCCGAGCUCCUCUCGAAAUUCGAGACCAUCAGACGCCAUGCCACGGUGAAAAUGGGUAUGUCUAGAUCCCUGGAUGAGGUUCCGCCUUCCAUCCCCAAGAUCUGUCUCGUGUCCCGUCCGUCCACCCAUCGACUGUCUUCGGGGGAGGUGAUGGAUGAAAGGUCUGUGGAUGUCGUUGCUCGUGCUAUUUCGACGCAACAGCCGCAUAAGGCUCUUCCUAUCACGACUGGAUUGGCGUUGUCUGCUGCGGCGAGGAUGGAGGGGACUAUUGUUGCGGAGUGUUUGAGGUCUGCUGGAGGGGGAAGUAAGGCUGGUUUUGCUGCUGAUGAAGUAGUCAUAGGUCAUCCCAGUGGGAGAUUGGUUGUUGGAGCCAAGUAUGAUAAGUGGGGAGUGUUGGAAAGAGCGACGGUAUUUCGGACGGCGAGGAGGUUGAUGGAAGGGAGGGUGUUUUGGAAGUAGUAGCGGUAGUUAAUGGUCAUUUUGUGUUUGCAUUUGUAUUUUUGUAUUCUAGGGAUCAAGGGCUACAGAUAUGCGUUUCUGACAUUGAUUUUUGUCUUAUUU